Chelonoidis abingdonii (Abingdon island giant tortoise) is the source of this 3865-nucleotide messenger RNA. The record is from RefSeq and is a predicted model, not a curated record. NCBI's taxonomy places the organism in Eukaryota, Metazoa, Chordata, Testudines, Testudinidae.
UCCAGCAGGGAUGUUUAAGGCCAACCAGGGUGUGGGGACCUGUGCCCAGUGUCCCACCAACAGUCGCUCCACAUCGGAGGCCUCUCCCAUCUGCACCUGCCGCAAUGGCUACUAUCGUGCUGAUUUUGACCCACCAGAGGCUGCCUGCACCAGUGUCCCAUCAGGGCCCCGCAACGUUAUCUCCAUUGUCAAUGAGACGUCCAUUAUCCUAGAGUGGCACCCACCCCGGGAGACAGGCGGGCGUGAUGACGUGACCUACGACAUCAUCUGUAAGAAGUGCCGGCCUGACCGCCGCAGCUGCUCCCGUUGCGAUGACAACGUGGAGUUUGUACCCAGGCAACUGGGCCUGACAGAGACCCGGGUCUUCAUCAGCAGCCUCUGGGCCCACAUGCCGUACACCUUUGAGAUCCAGGCUGUUAAUGGCGUCUCUGGCAAGAGCCCCUUCCCGCCGCAGCAUGUGUCAGUGAACAUCACCACAAACCAAGCUGCUCCAUCCACAGUUCCCAUCAUGCACCAGGUAAGUGCCACCAUGAGGAGCAUCACGCUGUCGUGGCCUCAGCCAGAGCAGCCCAACGGCAUCAUCCUGGACUACGAGAUCCGUUACUAUGAGAAGGUGAGCCGGAUCUGCCACCCCGAGAUCAGCAGCACUGUGGGCUCACGACCAGCCACCGACCACAAUGAAUACAAUUCGUCUAUGGCCAAGAGUCAGACCAACACGGCCAGGAUUGAGGGGCUGAGGCCAGGCAUGGUGUAUGUGGUGCAGGUGCGAGCCCGGACAGUGGCUGGCUAUGGGAAAUACAGCGGGAAAAUGUGCUUCCAAACACUGACAGAUGAUGACUACAAGUCGGAGCUGAGGGAGCAGUUGCCUUUGAUCGCAGGGUCUGCAGCAGCUGGUGUGGUCUUCAUUGUCUCGCUGGUGGCUAUUUCAAUCGUCUGCAGCAGGAAGCGGGCUUACAGCAAAGAGGCCGUGUACAGUGAUAAAUUACAACACUACAGCACUGGCCGAGGCUCUCCAGGGAUGAAGAUCUACAUUGACCCCUUCACUUAUGAGGACCCCAACGAGGCUGUCCGCGAGUUUGCCAAGGAGAUUGACGUCUCCUUCGUGAAGAUUGAAGAAGUCAUUGGAGCAGGGGAGUUUGGAGAAGUGUAUAAAGGACGUCUGAAACUGCCGAGCAAGAGGGAAAUCUAUGUGGCCAUUAAGACAUUAAAGGCUGGCUACUCUGAGAAGCAGCGUAGGGAUUUCCUGAGUGAGGCCAGCAUCAUGGGACAGUUUGACCACCCAAAUAUCAUUCGGCUGGAAGGAGUGGUGACCAAAAGCCGGCCGGUCAUGAUCAUCACAGAGUUUAUGGAGAAUGGAGCUCUGGACUCCUUUCUGAGGCAAAACGACGGGCAGUUCACAGUCAUCCAACUGGUGGGGAUGCUCAGGGGAAUUGCUGCGGGAAUGAAGUACCUUGCGGAGAUGAACUACGUGCACCGGGACCUUGCUGCCAGAAACAUCCUGGUCAAUAGUAACUUGGUGUGCAAAGUGUCUGACUUUGGCCUCUCACGCUAUCUGCAAGAUGAUACCUCUGACCCAACCUAUACCAGCUCCUUGGGUGGGAAGAUCCCGGUGAGGUGGACAGCCCCCGAAGCCAUUGCCUACCGCAAGUUCACCUCUGCCAGUGAUGUCUGGAGUUACGGCAUUGUCAUGUGGGAAGUGAUGUCCUUUGGAGAGAGGCCGUACUGGGACAUGUCCAACCAAGAUGUAAUCAAUGCAAUUGAGCAAGAUUACCGUCUUCCCCCUCCUAUGGACUGCCCAGCUGCGCUGCACCAGCUCAUGCUAGACUGCUGGCAGAAAGACCGCAACACCCGCCCUCGCUUCACUGAGAUAGUCAACACCCUAGAUAAAAUGAUCCGCAACCCGGCAAGCCUCAAAACUGUGGCUACCAUCACCGCUGUGCCUUCUCAGCCACUGUUAGACCGCUCCAUCCCAGAUUUCACUGCCUUUACCUCAGUAGAAGAUUGGUUAAGCGCCAUUAAAAUGAGCCAGUACAGAGACAACUUCCUGACUGCUGGCUUCACCUCCCUCCAGCUUGUUGCCCAGAUGACCUCAGAAGAUCUCCUGAGAAUAGGGGUGACUUUGGCCGGACACCAGAAGAAGAUUCUGAACAGUGUCCAGUCUAUGAGAGUACAGAUGAGUCAGUCUCCAACCUCGAUGGCAUGACGUCUCUCAUUUUAUGGGGAUGGGAAAGGGAGGGGAAGCAAUGAAGAGUCAGAGGUGGAAUGGGAGGAACAGACUGACAAAGCAGUGAAAAAUGUGGAAGGGUUGAAUUAUCGUCUGAAAACUGUAGCAGCUGCAGACAAAGAACACAUGGGACUCGUUUCUAACCGGCAGCUUCCGUUUCUCACUAACAGAAGCACACUUACCAAUGCCAGGGGAAACAGCAUAUAAAUAAAUAUAAAUAUGUACAAAUCAUAUAUUUAAAAGACAAUGAAGACAAACCAAUGUGUGUUGGGAAAAAAAAUAGACUCCAAUCCUACCACCAGUGAGCAGUAGUCAAAACUGAUAAGAAACAAGGGGCCAGUGGGGUGGGGAGAAGUGCAAGAAUUGAGUUUCCAACCCAGAGAAACCAUCUUCACAACCACAUUCCUUUUCUUUUCUUCUUUUGCUCCCCUCCCUGACCCUCUCUCCCUCACCCCAUUCCCUUUCUACUUAUGAUCUGUGUGGAAGUGUCUUCAAAAGUAUCCACAGCUACCUACUGUAAUAUCAAGAUGUUGUUCUGUCAAGUACCAAAGGACUUCACUGACCACUGCAUGGGGGAUCCAAAUAAAUCCAGUUAAUGUCUUCAUAUUGAAGAAGAGAUGUACCUUCAGUAGAAAACCUUGUUUUUCUUUUGCUUGCACUUUUUUGCAAAAAGCUAAAAAAACAUAAUGGAAAAAGAAAAAGGUGUUCCCAUGUGCGCGCGCGCACAUUUGUAUCUGUACUUUGUCAACUUACUGUGGAUUCACUGCUUCUCCAUAACAGAGAAAACAAACCAACCCAAGUGGAAUGGAUGGUAAAUUCAUAACCUCCAGUGGAACUGCUGGUGUGGGGGAAGGGACCAGUGACUGGCUUUGCUUUCUGUCUGGAUCAAUUGCACCUGGAAUGUUUAAUGAGAAAUAAGAAAAAAAUAAAGCAAACCCAACUCUCAAUGUUUUUGCAAACUUGGAGGAAGAAGCAAAGGAACAGUCAGGUUGGAUACUGCACAGGUUUCAUAUGGGAUUAUUAUGAGAUGGACAGUGUUUGUUAUGGGAUGGUCGACUGCAGAGGCAACAGGAAAAGAAGAUGGAGAGACACACUCUGGAAAAUAGACUUGUUAGUCCUCCAGCAUCUCUGUGAUCUGCAAAAGAUGGCUAUGGAGAAUUUUUUUUCCAUCGUGUGGACCUAAAGAUUUUUCUAUUAAAUUACUGACUUAGGUUUCAUGGCUUCAGAGGGGGAAUACAUCAAUAAUUUAUCUCACAAGGAAAUGGAGACAGGACAGUAAUGCUCACCACUGUACUGCCUGCCUCUGUUUCCUCUGGCAAAGCACCCUGACACCAUGACCGCAGGAUGAAUGCUGACCUCUCCACAGCAAAGUCAGGCUGUCAUGCCAAGGUCUUGCUCUGUUCUGAUGAGCAGAGGUGAUGAGAGCCCUCACCUCAUCAACAUGCACUGUGCCGGCCAGCAAAUGCCCUGUCCUGUACAUAGUCAAUGAGAUGUCUGUACAAGAUUUUGCCCCGUUGUAAUUAUUUCCCCUGAUUCGUUGAUUGUGUUUAAAUUGUCAGAGUUUGUAAUGGUAACUUUCAGAGAAUAUUGUACUAAAGAGAAAAUUGCACUCAAUAAAAAUGAUGAAAUAUGCCGGAUCAC